Athalia rosae (coleseed sawfly) is the source of this 4939-nucleotide messenger RNA. It is a transcript of the gene MnM, whose product is annotated as muscle M-line assembly protein unc-89. The transcript has 9 exons. Gene Ontology annotation, molecular function: protein binding. NCBI's taxonomy places the organism in Eukaryota, Metazoa, Arthropoda, Insecta, Hymenoptera, Athaliidae. The coding region runs from base 498 to 4724 and encodes 1408 amino acids. The record is from RefSeq and is a predicted model, not a curated record.
CUCAAAAAUAGCCCACUCUCACCGCGAAGUCGAAGUCGACGUCGGCGUCGGCGUCGGCGUCUGCGUCGGCACACGACGUCGUUUUCAGUUUGUCCGUAUCACGUCGGUCGAAAAGACGAGCUAGACGACGGGAGGCGUCGCCGUUGUCGUAUUUUCAAAAUGAUUCUCGAAUCGCUCGGACCAUCUGUCUAUUAAUUAACCCUUUGCUCCCGGUUCCUCGGUGGGUAGGUGUCGUUAGAGCUAGUGAUUCGGUGAGCUUGCGCCGAGCCUCGCGCUAUAUCGAGAUCCGUCCGCGCUCGGUCGAGGUGCGAAGCAGUGAAUAAGGUGGCUAGAACGGGACGACCUCUCGGACAGCGGGGGCCACGGGGGGCAGGGGACGAGGGAUAAAAUCGGGGACCGUCGUCCCGUGGACGUGCGUCGCCGCGAGGACGAUUUAUUUUACCCCCCCGCAAGAAAAUCCGGCCCCCGACGAAGGUGGGGGGCGCCCUGAAAAAGUCAUGGGCAACGCCUCGACCAAGGCCACCUACCCCAAGAGCCCGACGGGCACCGGAAGUGCCUCGAAGAGGGUGCACUGGAGUGGUCCAGGUCUUCCCGCGCCUCCCGGCAAGCCGAUUCUGGUCCCCGGUACCGAAGAAACGCAACCGGACGUCGUCAGUAUACGAUGGGAGAGGUCACCGAGCAACGGAGGAUCGGCGAUCGUUGGAUACCUGGUGGAACAUCGACGCAUGGGAUCGCCGCACUGGGUUCGAGCAACCCCGAUACUUUGCACCUUUCCCGAGUUGACGUUGAGCGGCCUCGAACCGGGAUGGCGGUACCAGUUCAGAGUUCGCGCCCAAAAUGCCUUGGGACUCUCCGAACCGAGCGAAUUGUCCGAUCCUCUGACGGUCACGCUUCAGAGAUCCGCGGCCAGUACACCGCACUUCGACCUCGAACUCAAGGACAUGGUAGCUCUGGAAAACGAGCAGGCCGAAUUCGUCGUGCAGUUUUCCGGGACACCGUUGCCGAAGAUAUCAUGGUUCAAGGAUGGUUUCGAGAUAUUCAGCAGUCGGAGAACCAGAAUCAUCACCGAAAAUGGAAAAAGUUCUUUACUGAUUCAUCAGACCGCGUUGAACGACGAAGGGGAGAUCAAAUGCACCGCGACGAACAGAGUCGGACAUAUAAGCACCAAAGCAAAACUCGUACUCGAAGCACCCCCGCGAAUCCGGUUGCCUCGUCAGUACGAGGACGGUCUCCUCUUCGAACAGGACGAGACGAUAAGGUUGAAGGUCUCGUUGGCUGGACGACCUUUGCCAAGUGUCACUUGGCUCCACGACGGCGAAGUCAUACCGGUUGACCAGAGACACAUAAUCGAAUCGAUGGAAGGUGAAUGCGUGCUAAAAAUCCCUGACGCAAAAAGAGCCGAUCGCGGAGAGUACACGGUGAAAGCUUCCAACAAACUCGGGGAGGACAUCUCCUCGUUUCUGGUUACGGUCACAGAUCGACCCUCAGCACCGGGUAAAGCUAUUGUCACGAUGACUCUCGGACGAUCAGUGACACUCUCCUGGAAGGAACCAGACGACGAUGGGGGUUGUAAAAUAGGGACUUACAUCGUAGAAUAUUAUAGAAUCGGGUGGGACGUGUGGUUGAAAGCGACUACUUGUCGACAGCUUACUACGACCCUUGGCGAACUGAUAGAAGGAUCCGAAUAUCGUUUUCGAGUAAAAGCGGAGAAUCCAUACGGAGUGAGCGAUCCCAGCGAGGAGAGCGACGUAGUUUUCGUACCGGAUCUGAAAAGGGGGAUCACCGAACCCCCGCUGAAGGGGAAAUCCCAAAGCCAGCGCGAUAUUAACAAAACUAAAGAAAAACGUGAGGUAAGUUUCGCGGAACCCGUGCAAAGGACGAGAAGUCUAACGCGGGAAGAGGCUGCGAGGGGCUUGAGAGAACCGAGUCCGGAGUGGACCGCGACGAAGAAUCGGAGCGCGGGGCGUUUGAGUCGCGCGGACGGAGCGAAAUCAGCCGAAAAAAUCGGCCCUGAGAACAAAACCAAACCGAAUCCAGAUCCACCGACGAGAGCGAGGAAGUUGCCGAAGCAGGAGAAAAUCGAGACCUCCGAACCACUCGAAACUCGGAAGGCUGACGAGGUAAAAAUCGAUCCCACCGAAUAUUCUAGCGAAUUGAAUGCGAACGCACCCACCUUGCAAAAGGGGAAUUUCAGUUUCGCUGGGCAAAGAACUUUGGAACCAAAUUUGUCGCGUGUACAGCGCGCCGCUUAUCGGGAGUCAAGGUCCAGAUCGUUGUCGAGAGAGAGGAGUCCGUCGCCCUUGACGAUGCCGAAGAUACAAGAAUCUCACGUGGAAUUAUUGUCGGCUACUUCGCACGCAACAACCGGGAAUCUAGUUCUCCAGAAACAGAGAACCGUCGACAGUUUGCCCGUUAUUAGAUCUCCCGAAUUAUCUCUUAAAAAGCAAAAUACGGUCGACGGUAUUCCACUCUCACCUACCUCUCCCAGGGAAAAUGACGUCAGUAUGCUUCACGGCAGCUCUGAAUUCAUGCUCGUACUCUACCCGGAAGAGGAGGUGAAAAGGAUCAGUCCGGCUCGUUCGAAUAUUUUGGGGCUCGAAGGGAUGCAGAUAGAGGCGGAACCCGAAACGGAAGAUCUGGUUCCCCCUCCGCUGUCGCUCUCGUUGCCAGAACUUUUCAGCGUCGGUCACGAGGUGGUGGAAAUUCUUCGCGAGGCCGUAAGUUCCACGGAACUGCUGCACGAGCGAGCGAUGGAACGUUUUUAUCACGCGGUAGCGAUCGAAGAAGCGGAAUUAGCAAAACGGAAGGCUCGGACCGAGAAACGAACCGGGGAACUGGCCGGUCUGAGCGGCAACGCGUCGCAAAAGGGAGAAGUCAGAAUAAGAAUAAAUUCCCUGGAAACAAUCGAUUGCGAAUCACCCGAGAGAAGAUUGUCGCUGAGGCGAAGACUGUCGAACACGGGUUUCGCGAGUCAAAUCGCCUGGCAGACGCAAAGGGAUCGCCGAAGGUCGAGCGAAGGGCAGGGCGACGCGCCCGUGACGUUGAGCCCGCGGAGUAGCGUGUUGCUGGACGCUUCGUCCGAUCCAAAUUUAACGUCGGAUCACAACAUACCCGCGAAACUCGAUCAGCCGGAAAAAUUGCACAGAUGGGACUCGAAGAACAUGCCGUUGUCGGUGGAGGACACGAAACUCGACGAGGAAUCGUCCGCGCCCGCGGAGGCGCCGGAAAAAGUAGCGGAGAGCGUGGAGACCUCGGUGGAAUCGUCGGAGGAGGAGAGCAGCGACAGCGAGGACUUGAAAUUGUUGAAGGCCAGAAUAUUGGCGCAACCGAUAAUCGACGAGGAAGAUACUUAUCACCCGAGAGGUAGGCCUGUGCAACACGUCAGUCCGGAUCCACCGGAUGUUCCCGAUCACGCGACAUCGAUAUCGGACGUCCCGCCACCCGUUCCCACCAGACCCGUUUCUCUGCCCUCCUCGCCUACGAAUUUGGUGCCGAAAUCGAUACUGAAAAAACGCACGGAGACCGACGCGAUCCCACUGAACCAGUUCGGCAGACCCGUACCGCCGGAAAAACCGAUCCGUAAGUCGCUGCAGUCCGAGGAACAGUCGCAGCCCCAAAGUCCGGGAGAUACGGAGGAGGUACGAGUCGACGAACCGCAGCAGCAGACGGUUACUUUGAGAAAAAAAUCGCUUACCAGCGUAACGGAUUCCGCGAAAGGUGCGGCGAUAUCCGAAUCGGAUAUCGACAAUUCGAACGUUCUCUCGGCGGCGGAAGUCGCGAGGACGCGACGGAGACAACUGAGACAAGCUUCGCUGGAAGAAGAAGCCGAGGCCACCAUGGCGGUGGUCAGUUAUUACACGGAAAUAGUGAACGCUGUGUCGCACAAGGCUAACAACGGUACGGCCGACAAAAUUGGCAGAAGAGGUGUCGCGGACGCGCCGGAAUAUUCUGCGGAAACGAUUGAGAAGACUUCCGUUAAAAUUGCUAAAGAUGCGGCGACGGAACUCAGCGUGAGUCCGACGGCGAAGAACGACGUCGGCAGAGGUUCUCGGAAGUCGAUGGACCGCGAGAAGCAGGCGAAAGUCAAACGAAAUUGCGCACCCUCCGAGGAAACGACGCCUGUCAAGGAUCAGAAGGAUCGUACGAACCGGAAAGGCCGCGCGACUUCCAGAAACGAAUCGCCGGCACCCAGAUCGAGGAAUGUGUCGAAAGAGAGGGGCUCGUCCAGACCGUCCUCGAGAGCGGAGAACCGCGGUGUUUCUCAGGAGAAAUCAUUUCCUCAGCGCGGUAGGCCCACCGCGAGGACGACUUCGGAAGACUCUCGAUCAUCGAGGGAAAAAUCGCUCGACAAGAGGAAAUCCAGUCGGCCGAAUUCCAGGUCAAAUUCCAAGGAUCGUUUUCGACCGGAAACGCCCACCAAGGUGAAGGUCGAACGUCUUCAGCAGGCUCUCGGUAGCCGGAAAUACCGUCCGAUCAGACGACACUCCGAUACCGUAGCCGAGUCGACCGCGGACGUUGAGAAAAAAGUUAGAUCCACGAUAAGUUACUUGACGGACUUGACACUGCUGACCGCUGCGGCUUACGUUUAUUUCCUGAAAAGUGAGAUCCUAGCGAUUCCUUUCAUCGGUCUUCUGCUGUAUCGUCAAAUUCAAGAAGAAAUCGAAAGGCGGCUACCAAAAUGGUGGAAACGUCACAAACAAGGGUCGAUCAAUCCUACGAAUUAAACUUCAUCACGAAAGACACUUAUUCGCUACAAUUUAUUUAUUUAAUUAAUUUAUUAAAUAUUAAUAACUCACACAUAUUACGCCUGUAUAUCUUGUGUACUAUUGUUACAAUAAUUUGUUAAAUUUAUUAUCAAUCUAUAUUUCGAUCUUCCAAAGCGAAAGGUAUAUACCUCUAUGUAUUAUCGUGUAAAUAAUAAGAACAUAAUUUAAGGUCA